Molecule: messenger RNA, 4383 nt
Organism: Nematolebias whitei (Rio pearlfish)
Lineage: Eukaryota; Metazoa; Chordata; Actinopteri; Cyprinodontiformes; Rivulidae
Gene: kpna6
Product: karyopherin alpha 6 (importin alpha 7)
Exons: 14
Coding region: 117-1730 (537 amino acids)
Biological process (GO): NLS-bearing protein import into nucleus
Cellular component (GO): nucleoplasm; nucleus; cytoplasm
Molecular function (GO): protein binding; nuclear import signal receptor activity
Source: RefSeq, a predicted model, not a curated record
CCGGUAGACAUAUUGCUUACUGGAGCAAUUUCUAGAAAGCUAUCAGUGGGGAAAGGAGUUGAAAUUGACAAACGUCUUUACAACUUGACAUACCCGAAAAACUAAAAAAAAACAGAAUGGAGCCGUCAACCAGUCCGGCCAAGGACAACUACAGGAUGAACCGCUACAAGAACAAAGCACUGAAUCCAGAGGAGAUGAGACGCAGGAGAGAAGAGGAGGGGAUCCAACUCAGGAAACAGAAGCGAGAACAGCAGCUCUUCAAGAGGAGAAAUGUGGAUGUUCUGAAUGAAGAGGAAGUCAUGCUUGAAAGUCCACUGGCGGACUCAUACCUAAGUUCUCCAGCAACGGAAGGAGUUAUUACCAGAGACAUGGUUGAGAUGCUUUUUGCAGAAGACCCAGAGCUUCAGCUUGCAACAACACAGAAGUUCAGGAAACUACUUUCCAAAGAGCCCAACCCUCCAAUUGAUGAGGUUAUAAAUACACCUGGAGUGGUCGAGAGGUUUGUUGAGUUUCUAAAGAAGAGCAUCAACUGCACACUUCAGUUUGAAGCUGCGUGGGCUCUGACCAACAUCGCAUCAGGAACGUCCUCGCAGACAAAGAUUGUUAUAGAAGCUGGAGCUGUACCCAUCUUCAUCGAAUUACUCAACUCAGACUUUGAGGACGUUCAAGAACAAGCUGUGUGGGCGUUGGGGAAUAUUGCAGGGGACAGUGCAGUCUGCAGGGAUUACGUCCUAAACUGUGACAUCCUUCCACCACUGUUAAUGCUUUUGACUAAAUCCACCAGAUUGACCAUGACUAGAAAUGCAGUGUGGGCUCUGUCUAAUCUCUGUAGAGGAAAAAAUCCUCCUCCAGCUUUUGAAAAGGUGUCACCUUGUCUGCCGGUGCUGUCCAGGCUCUUAUUUAGCAGUGACCCAGACUUGUUGGCAGACGCCUGCUGGGCUCUUUCCUACCUUUCAGAUGGCCCCAAUGACAAGAUCCAGGCUGUGAUUGACUCUGGUGUCUGCAGGCGGCUUGUGGAGCUCCUCAUGCACUCCGACUAUAAGGUGGCCUCUCCUGCCCUGAGAGCUGUGGGAAACAUCGUCACCGGAGAUGACAUCCAAACACAGGUGGUGUUGAACUGCUCAGCUCUCCCCUGCCUGCUGCACCUUCUCAGCAGCGCUAAAGAAUCCAUUCGCAAAGAAGCCUGCUGGACCAUCUCCAACAUCACCGCAGGGAACCGAGCACAAAUACAGACCGUGAUUGAUGCCAACAUCUUCCCAGUACUGAUAGAAAUUCUGCAGAAAGCUGAAUUCCGAACUAGAAAAGAAGCAGCCUGGGCCAUAACCAACGCCACAUCUGGAGGAACGCCAGAGCAGAUCAGGUAUCUGGUGAAUCUGGGCUGCAUAAAGCCCCUGUGUGACCUGUUGACGGUAAUGGACUCGAAGAUUGUUCAGGUCGCUCUGAAUGGACUAGAAAACAUCCUUCGGCUGGGCGAGCAGGAGGCCAAGCAGGAGAACGGCUCGGGCGUGAAUCCUUACUGCAGCCUCAUCGAAGAAGCAUACGGUCUGGACAAGAUCGAGUUCCUCCAGAGCCACGACAACCAGGAGAUCUACCAGAAGGCCUUCGACCUCAUUGAGCGCUACUUUGGGGUGGAGGAUGAAGACAGCAGCCUCGCUCCUCAGGUGGACCAGGCCAACCAGCAGUUCCUCUUUCCUCAGCAGGAGGCUCCCAUGGAGGGCUUCCAGCUAUAAAUCUUGUAAAGUUCACCACAUACCCUGCCCCCCACCCUUUAUACUCCCCUAUUCUGUGGAAGGUCUGAAUCAUGCCACUGUGUCCUCUUACCCAAUCACUGCACACCCCUGCCCUGUGGAGGAAAACUUUUGCCCUCUUAAGCCUAAAAACUCCAUUUGUCACGAUUUCAACCAAUGGACUAACUUCUCACUGACUCUACCACGCCUAGCAGAGGAAGUGAUCAUCAUGCAACUUAAAGUGAGUCUGCCCUGCCCCAAGUUCACGCUCACAAACGCUGAUCGCUCUCACAUCCCGUCUCUGGCAGUAGCUGCCAUUUAUUGGUCGAUAAUUUAAACUACACGUCUUUUCCGACGGGACGUUCCUGUUUUCUGGAUUCCUUUUGAAUCCCGUUGCAGAGUCCAUAAACAGGGCUGCGUGUGGUGAAACCCGUUCUUCUUGUCGGUCAGGUUUUUGUGCAAUCCAACAUAGUUUGAUUUCAUUAUUUCCUUAUUUAUCUGCUCCUGUUCCAGUUCUUUUUCUUUUCCUGUGAUUAAAAAGUGUUUGGUUUUCUGCUAAGAGCUGAUGGCGAGUUCAGAGCUGCUCCUCUCGUCUGAAGGUGUUUCAGUGGGGGGGCAGGGGGGUGAAGCUAAUCUCAAGGACUCUACAUGAGGUGUCCUAACUAUGACAUCGGGUUUUUUUUUUUUUUUUGAGUAACUUAAAAGAAACUUUGAUUGUGGGAAAGUUUUCGACGUCCAACAGUCGUAUUUUGCUGUGGUAUAAAUUAAUGCGUUUGAUUUGUGGAGGGAUCUCUUGAGCAAGGCAUUUUGGGACAUUUGUUGGGGGAGCGGGGCCAGCUGCAGGAGCAAACCAAACAUCUCUUAUAUUUACCUGCAUUUAUUAGAUCACUUUUAGAGUAAGGUGGAGUGUCUUGUGAAGUAAAGGUUCAUAAGCAACAUUUCUAACGUUUGGAUUUCUUUGGAACCCCAGUUAGGUUCUGCUGGGCAGCUAGGUCCCCCAGUUGGGUCUAGAAGGUGGUUUUGCAUUCUGCUCGUCCUAGAAUCGCUGAACAAUCACAGCAGCUGGCAGCAAGAGGCAAACGAAACGCAAACGCUUCUUGUAAACGGUGUUUGGAGUUCAAAAUGGCCGACGGCCCAUCGAUGCAGUGACUUUUGGUGAUGUGAAUAGUUCUGGUGUUUUCUUUAGAGGUAGAGUUAAAUAUCACGAUGUCUGUGAGGAACGGAAAUGACAACGGCUAAAGGUUUGGCGUGGGACGGUUGCGAGCGGUCGGGGUUUGUGUAAAUAGCCUUUUCUCUGUCCUUUUAUGGGAAAUCUGCUUCAGUGUUUCCUCGUGGGUUUAUAAACCAUCCGAUGUGAAAGAGGCUGGGGGAGCUGCAACGACGCAGACAUCAACAGAGGAUAUUUGAAUUAUGAUGUAUUUGCAUUAAAAUAUGAAUCUUGUUUCUUUACGCACACUUGCAUACACCACCAGCAGACACUGUGCACACACCUCCCACAGACAAGUGGCCUGAAGCAAAUAUUAGUUUCCAGAAAGAUCGUGACCGUUUAGUUUUCAUUAUCGAGCAAAAAUUCUUAGUUUCAAUUCUCAAGUAUGUUUUCUUAAAAUGUUGCUCUUGUUUAGUUUUUUUUAUUGACAUGAAGUUGUUUGAACUUUAAAGCAAAUUGUGGAAACUUGUAUUUGUUUCAGCCUCAGGACUUUAGAUGGUUGAACUCUGACCAGGGCUCGGCUUUGCCUCGGAGCGAGGCCCGUCGUGGGUCGGUGGGUGAAGUAGAGCUCUGGUUUGUGAUUGACUGACGGGCGCUAUGUGAGGAAGAGGUCCACUGACUCUGCUGAGACCCUGUUCUGUGGAUCACUUUGAAAACACUAAAUGGAGGGUGUUCUCAAAACUAAAUGCAACAACCGGCUGAAUAUUCUUUUUUGAAGCAGAAACAAAUGAAAAACUAUCGAGUCUACAGGUUGUACUAGUUGUUCUUGACUUACAGAAGACUAACUCGUUAAAGGAAAAGGUGGGUUUCUGUGUAAACGCUAAGAUCUUCCGUGUAGAAAGUUUCUAAAACGACUAAAGUUCGGAGAUAAAUGUUUUAGGAGAAACGGACCAGUGUGAAGGCAGCGGACACCAGUUCAACCAUUGCUGUUACUUUCACAUUACACACUUAUUAUAGCAGGUAAAGUCCUACCAGUCCUGACCCCUGGAUGCCUGGCGAGUGCUACAGCUAGCUGCUGCUGUUGAUCUUUACUGUUGCAAAUACAGAAUGACUCGUGUUUUGAGGAAGUGAUGGCAGCAUGAAGGUUUACGAGAAGCGUUUCAUGAACAUCCGAAGCGUUUUUGUCAUUGGAUUCAUUUUUGUUUGGAGGCGAGCUACGCUGGUGUGCGUUUAGAUCAGCGAUGAGCUCGUCAGUCCUGUAAACUGUGUGUCUUUAAACUGGCGCUUGUAAUCAACUUUCUGACACAGAAACCCAUUCAACCAGGCCGAACCAUUCCUUUAAGUGAAUACCGUAAUUUUCAGACCAUAAGGUGCAUCAAGUGAGACAAAACAAUCAGACAAGUCAAACUUUAUUCAACUCGUUCACGAUAACUCUCAGCAUAGUAACACAUAAAAUCAGUUCGAGGUCAGUAAGCACAGCUUAAUUCAUAAGGCUCACUGUCGAUUUUU